Molecule: messenger RNA, 786 nt
Organism: Linderina pennispora
Lineage: Eukaryota; Fungi; Kickxellomycota; Kickxellomycetes; Kickxellales; Kickxellaceae
Exons: 1
Coding region: 113-625 (170 amino acids)
Biological process (GO): RNA stabilization
Molecular function (GO): RNA binding
Source: RefSeq, a predicted model, not a curated record
CGACGUGAGUACGAGGAUCGUGGCAGGGAUCGUGACCGUGGAAGAGAUCGUGACCGUGACCGUGACCGUGACCGUGACCGUGACCGUGACCGUGACCGUGACCGUGACCGUCAUGGAAGCGGCAGAGAUAGAUCGAGGUCGCCGUCAUAUCACCAUGAUCGGAGAAGGCACGACGGCAAAGAGGUCUGAGCGCCGCUAUGAUGACAGAGACUAUAGACCGCGACACAGCGACAGAGACAACGACCGCCACCAUGAUGAUCGGAGAAGCGGGUUCUCUUACGGUCGGUACAGUGACCGGCACUCGUCAUCGCGUGUAGACGAUGCGCCAAUUCUAUACAAGAUCUAUGAUGGGCGUGUCACCAACCUGAAGGAUUUUGGCGCAUUUGUGGCAUUGGAAGGGGUCAGGGGCAGGGUUGAGGGUCUUGUUCACAUUUCGGCGAUCCAAAAGGGCGUACGUCUCGGAAAUCCGCGUGAGGUUCUGGAUCGCGACCAGCGAGUCAAGGUCAAAGGUUGUCUCGGUGGUUGGCAGCAAAGUCGGCCUGUCAAUGAAGGACGUGGACCAAGCAACUGGGGAAGACCUGGCACCACCGCUCCGGGACGAUCCAAGAGACAGCGAAUCAUAUAACUCAUUCACUCGAGUGACUCGACCGCCGGCUAUCCCCAUGCCAGGGGCAUGGGCGCGAAGCCAAACUACCAGCGUCUACCAGCAAGAGCAGCAAGAGUGUUAAGCGCAUGACCUCACCAGAGCGGUGGGAGAUCAAGCAGCUCAUUGCGUCAGGCGUCCUG